AUGAAUGAGGUUAUUUGGAAUGUCCAUGAGAAGAUUGAGAACUUCUUCUUUAUGUAUAGUGCAGCCAGAAAACAUAUAGAAAAGAUCAAGAAGAUUGAUCACAAGAAACAUUCUGAUAUUGGAAUGCACUGCUGCAACAAUUCUGACAAGCUCUUCAAUUUCUUCAUAAAAACAUUCAAAAUCUUUGCCAAUUUGGCUGUUCAGAUUAAAUUGUAUCAUGAUCUCUCUGAGAAGAAGAGUUUAGAGAAAGAGGCAUUUGAAUUCUGGAAGAAUAUUCUCCAAUUCUGGGAUUAUAUGAGCAAAGUGGAGCAGUAUGCCAAUGUGGAGAAAUCUGACUUUGCUGAAAAGAACAAGCAAGGGUGCAAGAAGUCAAAGACAGUGGAUUUGAAUGAGAAGGAGGCCCAAAUUGCAAAGAUCAAGUUCACUGGGACAAUCUCAUCAAAGAGAUUCUAA
This is a messenger RNA of Uncinocarpus reesii 1704, 453 nucleotides long. RefSeq lists its product as uncharacterized. Bases 1 to 453 code for a protein of 150 amino acids. NCBI's taxonomy places the organism in Eukaryota, Fungi, Ascomycota, Eurotiomycetes, Onygenales, Onygenaceae. The record is from RefSeq and is a predicted model, not a curated record. The transcript is spliced from 3 exons.